Zasmidium cellare ATCC 36951 is the source of this 1533-nucleotide messenger RNA. RefSeq lists its product as uncharacterized. The coding region runs from base 1 to 1533 and encodes 510 amino acids. Gene Ontology annotation, molecular function: DNA-binding transcription factor activity, RNA polymerase II-specific; zinc ion binding. The transcript has 6 exons. NCBI's taxonomy places the organism in Eukaryota, Fungi, Ascomycota, Dothideomycetes, Mycosphaerellales, Mycosphaerellaceae. The record is from RefSeq and is a predicted model, not a curated record. Gene Ontology annotation, biological process: regulation of DNA-templated transcription.
AUGACUAAACGAGGGAAGUGUGACACGUGCCGGCUACGUAAAGUGAAGUGCGACCAGAAGCGCCCCUGCGGUGCAUGUUCCAUAAAGAGGAGACCUUGCACCUACGAAGCGGCAUCCUUCUUUGAGGAAGGCGUUUGUCAUCCAACAGGAACACGCUGCUUUAGCGUGUUCCGGCAAGAGGCCGACUCUCCAUUGACUCUCUCCCAUUACAGCCCUUCGAAGCGUGGCACAUUCUUGACCUUCGCCGCGGCAAGGAAACCUCUUGAUCUUACGUGUGCCGCACGACUCUUGUCAAGCGACGACAGUCAACUCGCGACGGCAUGGACGGGGAUGAUCAGAGAGAGCUCGGCCAGCUGGUCCUGGUGGGAUCGAUUUGUUUCCUGCGUUACGACCCGCAUCGGCUCCGAUCCGCUGGUUGAUCGUGCCAUUGACUUCACAUUGGAGAGCUAUACAACCUACAGACAUGAAUGGGAUUGCGGUUACGAUCAAGUCGCGCAAAAGCGUGGUCUUACAGCAUUGACGACUCUGCGACAUGCCCUCUGUGGAACUCCUGAUCUUGACCAUACCAACGUAUUGAUUACGACUGGCCUAUUCUGUGUCGCAGAGCUUUUUCGAGCGAUUCCGGGAGUUUGGUCCUACUACGUCCACAUGGAGGCGUGUGCGAAGCUAUUGGCCUAUUCCAAAGCCAAAAACUACAGCGAGCUAGAGGAGACUCUUCUAUACCUCAUCGUUCUGGAAGAGGUCGACCAUGCCAUGUGCAUGUCGAAAUAUGGAGCGAGUGAAGGAUUCGCAGAAGCGCUCUCGACAAUCAUGAACCUACUAGUGCGUCUCUCACAACUCGCCGUCCUCCAGCGGGAUCACGUCCACUCGAUCGAGAACCGACCGCAAACACUCAACAUCGUGGCUCUCAUGUUAUCGCUCUACGAGGCCAGCGAUGGUGUCAAGGCCGUGGUGGAGAAUUGUGCCAUGGCCAUCCCUACGAAAAGCAACCUCAUUGCCAAUGUGUUGAGCGAGUCAUACACCUUCAAGUCGAAUUACCACUUCGAUCUGGCCAUCCACUACUUGACCUAUCGAUCGUUACUGUGCGGACUCAUCCAAUCAUUCUACUAUUCUCUGCCCUCGAAUGAGCCGAACGACAUGGCGUCCGUCAUGGAUCUACCCGCGGUCCAGGAGGAAGACGAGGCUGUCAGUCGAAAUAUUGCCAUGUGCAUCGAAUACGCUCAUGGAUCCCCUGACGCUCCAUGCGUGCCGUUACGGUUCAACACGCCCCUCAAGCAUGCCUUUGGUUCGCUCAAUCGUAUUCAAGCACGGAAAGCAGCCGAGGGCCGGAUGAAAGAGUCCAGAGAGGCGGCUCGCAUGAAGCACCUGUGCUACCUUUACGGCAUACGGACCCUGAGGAUCUGGGGCAUUGGAGAUCAUGUCACUCCUUCUGAAGAGUAUUUUGGCUCCCACUACCACACAGCUGUUGGCGGGCCUCCAUGGCAGCAGGAGAAGUAUUUCGAUGAGGAAGGGUUGUUCAAGGAGGGAACAUGA